This is a messenger RNA of Trichobilharzia szidati, 6581 nucleotides long. The record is from the annotation of a GenBank genome assembly. NCBI's taxonomy places the organism in Eukaryota, Metazoa, Platyhelminthes, Trematoda, Strigeidida, Schistosomatidae.
UACCAGAUAAAGAGGACGGCUGUGUUUUUGGCACACACACUCGAUUGGGGGUAAUACCUAUGAUUUCAUCAAUUAAACGGUAUCAUGAUGAACAACAACGUGUACAGAAGAAAACCUUCACUAAUUGGGUUAACUCACAUCUACGAAAGUUAUCCCCACCAAUUCGUAUUAAUGAUCUAUUCAAAGAUAUUGGAGAUGGAGUUACACUUAUCCGUCUUCUCGAAGUAUUAUCGGGCGAGAAAUUGCAAAUUGAAACUCCUCGUGUCCUACAAAGAGCUCAUAAACUUAGUAAUGUUCGUAAUGCUCUGGAUUAUUUAGAAAAGAAAUGUAAAAUAAAACUUGUAAAUAUUAAUCCCUCAGAUGUAGUCGACGGGAAACCGGCUAUCGUUUUAGGCCUUAUCUGGUCAAUCAUAUUAUUUUUUCAAAUUCAUGGUCAACAGAAAGUUUUAAGACAGGCUUUAAAAUCUCGUCGUAAAAGUCUGUCGAAGUCUAUUGAUGCUGAGUCAACUAAUGGCGGUGGUGGUGGUGGUCAUUCUGGAGAUACUAGCCUAUCUGAGCAGACGGAUAGUGUUAAAAGUGAAACAGGGUCUAAAACUCGACAAACAUUAUUAAGUUGGUUGGAACAAUCCUUUCGAUCGCAUAAAUCAACACUGGAAAUUCGAGUGACAGACUUUGCUUCAAGUUGGCGUGAUGGUAAAGCCUUCUGUGCAUUGGUGCAUAACAUUAAUCCAAGUCUUAUUGACAUGGAACAGGUUAAUAAAUGUCGUAAAAAUCGUGAAAAUUUAGAAUAUGCAUUCAGUGUAGCCGAGCAAAGAUUGGGUAUACCAAGAUUAUUGGAUGCAGAAGAUGUUGAUGUAGAUAAACCUGAUGAACGUUCAAUUAUCACGUAUGUAGCGCAAUUUAUUUCAGCCGCCAAUUCAAAUCCGCCUAAAAUCAAAUCAAGAUCUAAUUCACGGAGAUCAAGUAGUAACAGUAUGGACAAAUCACCACUGAAACAUGAAACAAAGGCGAUAGAUUCAUUAAAAAAGCCUACUGAAAUGAAACCGGACAAUGAACAUCAUACCCCGUUAAGAUUAGCCACUUAUGAACCAGAUCCAGAAAUCGAUCCCGCUCUAAUAUUAAAUGCUUCUACUACAGCUAAUUUUUUAGAACGUCGACGUGCAAGACGUGCAAGUUUAGGCGGUCCACAGACAAUGGAUGAUGAAGCAUUACGCAAUUUAAUUGUAGCUACAAGUCCUGUAAGUUCUGAGACGGGUGGUGCAUCAACACCUUCAGAUGAUGUUAUGACUGCUGGGGCUGCAUUGUCUUCAUCAACUCCUGGUGUAUAUGCUGGAACGAUGUCAGGCUCUCCAUCACCACCGAGUUAUAGUACAUCACCGCAUCGAUCAGCACGUGCACGUUCCUAUGCUGGCCUACGUUUAUGUCGUGUAGCUAAAAAUGUAUCUAAAUGUCGGGCAAUUGCAAAUAUUCGAGUAACAGCUGAACCGCCUAAAGCUACGCGUAAUAUUGUUCCAGUUUUACAUUUAGGUGGAGAGGGUAAUGCUCCAAAGACAGAGGCUGAAAAAGAACGAAUUCUAUUAAUCAAUAUUAAAGAGUUAAUUGCUCGUGUUCGACAUAAUCCGAUCGAUCCACAAGAUUUCAUUACUGAAUUUGAGAGUUUUCUUCAAGCUCAACUGGAACAUGAAAGUAUGGCAGCGUAUAUCAGAGAACUUGAUGAACGUAAACGUCAAGGCCUACUACUCGGUUUACGUCCAGAAGAGCUAGAACGUGCUGAAGCUGAAUGGAGUCGAGUAAAACCUGAGCUAGAUGAAUGGAGAUGGCGUUUAGAUAGUGUUCUGCCAGGGGAAUGGCGUCAAGUUGGUCAUUGGUUAUCAAAAUUAGAAAAAUGUCUUAUUAGCGAUGCACUUAUCUCGUCACAACUUGGUCUUGAAUUGGCUCCUGAGGCAAAGAAUUUAACAAUGAAAGAACGUGAAGAACGUCUACAGAAUUGUUUAGAUGAACAUGAGGAAAUCUACAAAAAUAUUGAUGAUCUUGACAACUUGAUCAAUCGAUUAAGCGAAGAAAAUCAAAAAAUACUUUCAAUAGCUGAAAAUGCAUCAGAAGAUGUCCUACAGACGUUGCCUGUUCAUCUACCACAGAAUAUUGUCAAUUCUCUAAGAUCACGUUUUAUUACAGCUUAUUUGGAUGGUCAACUGGCUAGACGACGUUUGGAACGCUUAGCUUUACGUUGGCAUUUAGCCAACAAAGUAGCUAUGAUCCGUGAUCGUGUCUCCGAUUGGCAAACAUUCAAGUGUAAAGAGAAACUUGAGGUGGAUAAAUUCAUUCACGAGAUUCAAGAAUAUAUAACUUCACUGAAUUUACCUGAAGAUAUGAAUACUAGUUUAGAGAAAUUAAAGCAGUUAGCCGGUGAACGUGAUGAUGUAGCGUGUCGAAUAGUUGAACAACGUGAACAAAUGGAGUUGAAAGCAGAUUUAUCCAAUUCCCAGAGUCAACAACAAGCUUCAGUUAGUGCCGGUGGUGGAGCCUUCAUUCUAAUGGAUUAUGCUGAAACGGAACGCAGAGAGGCAAAUUUUUUUCUAUCCUCAUUACAAACACGUUGGAAAGAUACCUGGUCAGAUUUAUUGGAUUUACAAUCACAUUUGGGAGAAUUUUGUAUGAAAUGGGAUCAAUAUGAAACAGAAAAAGUGAAUUUAAGUAAUUGGUUAUGUGAUGUGAAAAAACUACUGGCUGAUGAAACAACCAAUUCUGAAGAACGUGAAAAAUUGUAUACGGAAUUAAAAGAAUGGCGUACACGUGUUUCAGCGUUAAAUGAUCUUGGACAUGAAUUAAUGCAUACAUGUGAUAUGACAGCUAUAUCUACAUUGGAUAGUGAAUUAGAAAAUAUGAAUAAAACAUGGACUGAAGUCACUUCUGAAGUUAUCAAAUUUGUUGAUUUAGAUCAUGCCGAAGAAUUAAGGAAUCGUCAAUCACAAGCAAUGCUUCGAAUGAAUCAAACUAUUCGAGCUGCUGAACGUUUAUUGGUAUCUGAUUUUGUUCUACCUGAGACAACUGAUCUUGAUCAAGCUCAUGCAGCUACAGCUGAAUAUCGUAGACAACUAGAAGAGGCUCGUAAACAGUUGCUAGAAAAAGCUAGAACUGAUUAUUUGGAAGCUUUAAAAGCCGCUGAAGAAUUAAUAGCAGCUGCUAAUGCUGGUCAAGGGGAUAUGGCUCAAGCUGAAGCUGUAAUGGCGGCUGUUCGUGCUACUGGUGAACGUCUAGACAAGUUGGCCAAUGUAGAUGUUCAAGCAAGAUUGGAUGAAGUUGAAGCAGCAACAAAAAAAGCAGUUGAAUUAGCUAUCCAACUGGCACCAAUCAAUGAUUGGUCACAAGAUGUUGAAGUUUCCUCUGAUAUGGCAAAUGAAGGAACACCUGAAACAAAUUUAGAUCUUAGCAAUUUAACUACACAAGAAGCUAUGUCUAAAUUAAAAAGUCAUUUUAUGGCAUUAGAAGAACACGAAAAAUCACUGGUUGAAGCUGAGAAACGUUUGAGUGAUUUGAAAGAGUCCGGUGUAAAACAUGUUGAUAUUAGCCAGUUAGAAUUGGCAACAGCUGAAGCUCGUCGUAAAGUAGAAGCUAUGCGUGCUGUAGCCAAAUGUUUUGAAAGUGAAUUGGAUAAACGCAAAUCAGCUCAAGAGUCAUUUUCAUAUGCUCUGACAAAUCUCUCUGAUUGGCUGAAUGAAGCUGAACGUCUACUGCUAUUGGAUAUUAAUUUAGAAUUAGAGAAAGAAUUAGCCAAUACAGAAAUUAUACAGGAUAAGCUAAGUGAACAUGAAGCUUUCCUGAGUCGAACACAAACAACUGGACAAACAUGUCUCAUUGAAUUGAAUCGAACUUAUGAUAAAAUGGUAGAACUAUUUACAGGUAAUACAGAAGACUUGAUAGAGAACUCAGCGACGUCAACAAUUCAUCCAGAUGAUGUUAGUAUGAAUGUGAUAUUAGAAGCAUCUAAUCAAGUGACUAGAUAUCGAGAUCGAUUCGAUGAACUUAUGUCUAAAGCUACCCGACGUCAGUAUGAACUGAAAUAUGCCUUAUUAGAAGCUCGUUUACGUGAACACUUGGAGAAUACAAGUAGACUAUUGAAUGAUGAAGAAUUACGUAUGUCAUCCGGUGAAAGUUUGGCUAGUAUCUUGGCUGAUCAUGAGUUGGCGUUUAAUAAUUCUCAGUUUAAUACUGUCUGUGAAGAUUUGUUACGUGAAAUGCGUGAAUUGGACGAACAAAUGUCUUAUCUAUUUCAUACGGAUUCAAAUGUCUAUGGUAAACGAACAACACAACUACAGCAAGAGUAUAAUCUGUUGUCUGAACGUGUCGGUAAAAUGGCAAUUAGAUUACGUAAUCUACCUGAACAAUGGGCUGAUUUUGAUGAUAAAUUACAUCAUCUAUUAGAUUGGACAAAUGAAGUUGAAAAAUUGUUCAGCCAUUUACAAAGUGAUCCAUCGGAUAAAAAGAAUUCUGAUGAAAAGACAGCUGUUGAAUUAGCUACACGAUAUCGUGCUAUGCUAUCACGAUUUGAAGAAAUGACUGGUAUGGUUAGUGAACAGAAUGCAUUAGCGGAUAAACUGAAUUUAAUGCUAACUGAAUUAUCCAUGGAUGGAGGUGUUUCGCAUGUAGAGUUGGCAGCGAAACGAGCUGCACUGGCAGCCGCCUUAGGUGCAUUGAGAGAGUUGAGCGGUGAAAUGGAUACCCUACUGGUUCGUGCUCCAUUAAUCGCCGAAACACUGGAAUUCCGGGCUAAUGCAGUUACAGAGCGUAAGAAGGCGAUGGUUGUACGUGAAGCUUUUGAACAAGCUGUACAAGAAGAUGCUGAAAUGCUACCGAAUGAUUUAGACGCAUUGAAACGUCUACUUGCUGAACGUGAAGCAAUGGUCGCCCGAAUAGCUGAAGAAAGAGAUGCUAGCCUGUUGGCAAUGAUUCAACGUGGAAUGAGUGUUAAAACUGGUGAAAUGUUGGAUUGGAUAGAACCAUCACAAACUGAACUGAAAGCUACAUGGGCUGAAGUAGAUAAAGUCGCUGAGACUGGACUGAAAAGUUUACGUCAAACAGCUGAAGCAUUUGAAGCCUUUGAAGAGCAUAAACAACGUUUAACUAACCUGUUGACAGGUACAAAACAUUUGAUUGAUGGACAUGCAAGUGCAGUGACAGCGGCUGCUUUUGCAAUGGCAUUGACAACAAGUAAACAGGAUGGUACUGUCGAUAUUGACAAUGUCGCCAGUACACUGCAUAUUGAUGAUGAAACAAAACAAUGGGCUAAUGAAUCGUUAGCCUGUGGGAUUGCUGGUGUUGUUGCUGCAAGUGUUGAAGAAGCCACUAAAGCUGGCCAGGAAGCUGUCCGUGUUCAAGCUGAUGCCGUCGCAGCUCAAUUAGACGCGUUGAAUAAAGCUGAGGUAGACUUGAAAGCGUUAAAAGCUGCAGCUGAAACUAUGAAAAUGCGAUCAACGCCCGAAAGAGCUUCAGAACUUGAUAUAACCAUUGAACGUCUUGAAGCUCAACUGUCCACAGCGAAACAAGAGCUGAGCACAAAAUUAGCUAGUCUACGUGCUGCCAAUGCUAGAUGGGAAGUAUUCUAUACAAGUACACGUGAAGUUGACAAACUCCUUGAUAAUGCGGAAUUAAAUUUAUCUAAUGUCACGAGUGUACAACCAUUGGCUAAAGGGAAUCUUCAGGCGAAUGAAUUAGGCUCAGCAGAAUCAGCAGCUAAAGCUGCUGCCGCUGAAUUAUCCUUAUGGCAAGCAACUGUAAAUAAUCAUUUAACAGAAUUACAAACAUCUGCUCAACGAUUAACCAGUAUUAAUUCAAUAUUCCAGGAACUUACUCACUUUUCACCAUUACAAUCAUCAACAACAUCAAAUGAACAGGGGAAUUUAAUCCCUUCUGGUGAAGCCGCUUCUGAUGCAUCAAUUAGUCCAGAAAUAUUUAAAGCUCAAAAUAAAAUAAUUAGUUUAUGUAGACGACAAAAAGCCUUACAAACAGCUUUUAAUACACAUUCUGAAUCAUUGACAACACUGAAAGACUAUUUAGCUCAAUAUUUAAAUCUUGUCCCCGGAAUUGAUGAACAUAUCACAGAGAUUGAAAGUAUUGCUGAAUCAAUGUCACGUGCACCACCGAUUGAAUCAAUCACUGAUUUACAAGCAAUUCGUGAUGCACAUAUUGCACGUCGAACUGCGCAUAACUCGAAGUUUACUGAAGAUCGGAAUCAACUGCUUUGGUUGGCAGCUAGUCUAACCGGUUGGACACACUUAAAGGAGGCGAAUGAAGCCUUACAAACACGUUGGGAAAGUGUUAAUUAUUGGUUAAUUGAAGAAUCUCAAUAUCUUGAAGAUUUAUACAAUUUAUGGACAACAUGGAAUAAAGAAUCAGAACAAUUCACUAAUCAAUUAACUGGGAUAGAAAAAGAAAUCGAUCAAGAGUUGAUUAAUAUUCUCAAUGAAAAAGUUAGUCAAAAAGUUAAAGAGCCAUUUGUAUCCACAACAGAUCCAACAGCCAUAGCAACAUCAGCACCAGCAGCAGUCCACCACCACCAACAACUCAAUCAACUACUAAUUUAG